AAGGACGAGAAAAACAACCGCCGGCCGGCAACCAGCCUUGGACGACCGACCGAGCGAGUAGUUAGCUAGCCUAGGUAUAGAGCUAGCACCCCGGCCGGCCGGCCGGCAGCCAUACAUGGCCGCCGCCAUGGCCGCGCGGUGGUGGGAGGACGCGGCGAUCUCGGUGGGGAUGGUGGCCGUGCAGCUUGCCGGCGCUGCGUACAUGGUGGUGCUGACGCCGGUCCUGGCGCUGGGCCUGGACCCGCUCUUCCUAGUGACUUUCGGCAGCCUCUCCACGGGGAUCCUCACCCUCCCUUUCGCCCUCAACCUGGACAGGAACAAAUGGCCGUCGGAGCUGAGCAAUAGGUUGAUCCUUGAGUUGGUCGUGCUGUCUCUGGGAGGAGUGACUGCGUUCCAAGCCCUCAUGCUGGAUGGCAUGAAGAAGACAUCCCCCGCCAUCGCAUCCGCGAUGCUGAACCUGGCCCCGGGAUUCAUCUUCGUCGUCGCGGGCUGCCUCGGGUUUGAGAGGGUUGAUCUCAAGUGCCGGUACACGAGAGCCAAGAUAGUGGGGACCCUUCUGUGCUUGGGGGGAGCCAUCACCAUGAGCAUCCUGCAGAGCCCCGCCGCUCCGCCGGGCCAAAGAUCGCCAGACCUAGCAGCCUGGGUCGUCGGCUGCGUGUGCCUCCUGGGUGCAGUGCUCGUGCUCUCGGGUACAAUAAUCCUGCAGGCAGCAACCCUGAUCCGUUUCCCAGCCCCUUUUACGCUCUGCGCCAUGACCUCACUCAUCGGCGCCUCGUUGACAGGGAUGUUCCAGGUGGUCACCACAGGGAGGCUCGGCCCUGGGACGCCCCAGAUCAGCAUCGGAAUAAUCCUCUCCCUUGUGCUUGUGGGUAGUCUGGUGAGCUCGGUGUCCAUCAUGUACCAGACGUGGGUGUUAGAGAGGAAGGGCCCUGUGGUCGUCUCACUAUUUAGCCCCACGCAGACUGUGGGUUCGGCAAUCUUCUCGGCCCUCUUCUUGGGACGAGUGGUGCAACCAGCAAGCAUACUAGGGAUGGUAUUUCUUUUCUCUGGCCUCUAUGCAGUUCUGUGGGCAAAGAAGAAAGAAGGCCAAGUUCUUCCUCCUGCAGACAGGGUCGUGGCAGAUGGAACGGCAGACGAUAUAGAGAAACCACUCUUGCUUCCACGCUAGCAGGAUUCUCUAAGUAUAUGGUUCUAAUAUCUAGACAGGCAUGGUUCGUAGAGCAAAAAUCAAAGAUUGUAUAGUUCUCUUGGUUUGAUUUUUGUAAUCAAUUAGUACUAUGUACUGACGAGAUACUGCGAUAGGAUCGAGCAGCUCAGUAGCAUCAGACUGUAGAGCAAAAACCAAAGAUUGUAUAGUUAUCUUUGUUUGAUUUUUGUAAACAAGUAGUCGUACUA
This is a messenger RNA of Hordeum vulgare subsp. vulgare (domesticated barley), 1395 nucleotides long. RefSeq names its product WAT1-related protein At5g47470-like. The transcript is spliced from 7 exons. Gene Ontology annotation, cellular component: plasma membrane. Lineage: Eukaryota; Viridiplantae; Streptophyta; Magnoliopsida; Poales; Poaceae. The record is from RefSeq and is a predicted model, not a curated record. Gene Ontology annotation, molecular function: transmembrane transporter activity. Bases 116 to 1168 code for a protein of 350 amino acids.